Molecule: messenger RNA, 1185 nt
Organism: Aspergillus luchuensis
Lineage: Eukaryota; Fungi; Ascomycota; Eurotiomycetes; Eurotiales; Aspergillaceae
Exons: 2
Coding region: 1-1185 (394 amino acids)
Source: RefSeq, a predicted model, not a curated record
AUGGGAAGACACCCUCAAGAACUACUGUUUCUCAUUCUAGAGAGCAUCUCCAUAGAAGAUUCCGUGAAUUUCUUCAGCACUUGUCGUGGUUUUAUGAAACUAGGUCUUAGUUUUCUUGAGAGCUACCUAUGCAAUACCGAGGAAGCUAGAGUAGUCGCAGGUGGAAAGUUGACCGUUAUCGGAGCAAUCACACGCACACUCAGUCUGGAUAAAGCCCUCAAAAGCGGACGCCCAUACUCAAUCCAACCUAUCUGCUCGGAAGUCGCCAACCAAGUCCUGUGUUACGGUAACCUUAUCUGCUUCUUGCGGCCCGGACGUAUCUGCAUCUACAACACCCGUGGGGCAUGCGAGUACGAUAUCAAUAUCCGCGAGAUUGAAACCCUGGCAGAUCUUACAGACCAGAUGGACGAAAACGACGAAGAAGCCCCUGUUGUGUUAUGUGAUUUUAACUAUCACAAGCUGGUAAUGGCAUUCGCCCGAACAAGGCGGUUUGUUUGUAUCGAACUAAAGGGAGAUGGUUCAUGGGAAAUCAUCUACGUUUCACCAGAGAGCAUACCCGUUCCGCACGUAUGGAGUAAAAUAUCUUCGACAGGCCUUGUACUAUACGUGGUGAUGCCAACUGUUCUUCGCUUUGAGUGGUUCGACUUUGAGAGACGAAGAACAUUCAUGUUCGACCUAGAUGGUCGUCAAGGGCCAGACACCAUUGUUGAUGUGGUCUCUAGCGGAUCUAACGUCUACAUUCUCCUGUCUAUUGAUAACUUCUUCGAGACUGGGAUGCUCAGGAUUGCAGAGAGUCGACUGGUAUAUGAGCCUAAAGACAAGUAUUUGAUUUUCCCAAGCAUAUGUGCAGAUGGGAAGGGUGGGAUAACAGUACUUACUCCUACCUUCGUCGAUAACUCGCUUAUCCUUCAACCUAACGACGACGAACCCGGCUUUCCUCAGCUGUCCCGUGCCUACUUUCGACUGUGUGAUACUUACGAUCUUCAUUAUAUUGGCGUCGCGGAUUCUACUGGGCCUAGGGAAAUUGGACGAGUCAGAAUUGCAAUCAAGGUAAGGAUUGUGUAUACAAGUGGAGACAUGAGCAGGAAUUAUGGCUCUUUGUUGUUUUUUGCCAACUUUGACGCUCGCUGUGAACGUUGGACUGCCCUCAGAGGACAGCAGAUAGGAAGGUUCUACUACCAUUGA